UUCGUCUUCGGACUUUGUCGAUUUCGUUCCUUCACACGAAGUUGAGCACGCAUUUUCAAAACAACAUUCUACUGAGUGGCACGUGUAUUUGCCAGCGGAUUUGCGGUGAAAACGUGUUGAUUGAAGCAGAGUCCGCAGGAGUUUGUUAGGAGUCGCCGGCUCGCCUAGUACCCGGUGCUUGUGUAGUGUAUAAGCAAAGUGUGUUAUACUUGUGUUGUCUCGGUCUUUUCCUGCGACAAAAAUGGCUGCCGCUAGUGAGACCGUACUACAAGCCCUCGUGUUCGACUAUCUUUCGAAGAAAGAUAAAACGUUCGCUGAGGUUUACCAAAAGAAAUUCAAUUCGCCUCUUCUCGCAAAAGGAUCUCCGCGCUUAGUGGACGUCGUUAAGCACUAUCAGAUAGGAGGAGCAAAGAAGCUCGAAAUUACUAAAGCUGCGGACGAGUCCAGUUCGGAAGAUGAUUCUUCUGAAGAAGAACAACAGACUAAAUCUCCAGUAAAGAAGGUUAUCGCCAAUAAUGUAAAACCAGUAUUGAAUGGAAAGGCAACGAUAAAUGGUAACGGAAUCAAAAAGCAAGACUCAAGCUCGGAUGACAGUUCUGAGGAAGAGAAGCCCGCUCCGAAGAAGACACCAGCAAAAGCCGCGGUGGUUGCCAAGAAACAAGAAUCAUCAAGUGAUGAUAGCUCAUCAGAAGAAGAGGAAGUACCGGUCAAAACUCCAGCUAAACCCGUUCAAGCUAAAGGUGCUACUAAAGGAACGCCAGCUCCUAUUGUUAAGAAAGCAGCCACAAGUGAUAGCGAAUCCGAUUCAGAUGAUUCGGAGGAAGAAGCACCACAAAAACCACCUGCUAAGCAAAUUGUUAAGCCAACGCCAGUGAAAUCGACGCCUACAGCAACUAAAGUUGUAGCUAAAAAGCAGGAAUCUUCUUCGGACAGCAGUUCCGAAGAAGAGCAAGUUUCUAAACAAGCUGCAGCCAAGAAGCAAACGCCUGCUAAGCCAGCUGUGAAGGUUGCUACGCAAGCUGAAUCUUCAGAAGAUUCGAGUUCAGAAGACGAGAAAACGCCAGCAGUUACACCGCUGGUUAAUAAAAAACCGGCCGCAACCGCAGCCAAAAAAGAAUCCAGCGAUGAUUCUUCGUCAGAGGAAGAACAGCAACCUAUUAAAAAACCGAUUGUCAGUACACCUGCCGCGAAGAAAAUAGUUCCACCAAAAAAAGCAGAAUCAUCGAGCGAUUCCGAUUCAGAUGAUUCGGAGGAUGAAGCUCCGCAAAAAACACCAGCUAAGCAGAUAUCUAAGCCAACGCCUGUAAAACCGACACCUACAGCGACUAAAGCUGUAUCAAAAAAACAGGAAUCAUCUUCGGAUAGUAGUUCCGAAGAAGAACAGGUCACUAAACAACCUGCGGUCAAAAAACAAACUCCAGCUAAACCAGCCGCGAAGAAGGCUGAAUCUUCGGACGAUUCUUCUGAGGAGGAAGAACAACCGAAGAAAAUGCCCCUUGUCGCUACACCCGCCUUGAAGCGGGCAGCACCGCAAAAGAAAUCGGAAUCCUCGAGCGAAGAUUCCUCCAGUGACGAGGAAGAACAGGCACCACCAGCAAAGAAAGCUGCCAUAGCAACCAGUGCGAAGAAAGCAGCCAAGCAGGAGGAAUCGGACUCAGACUCAGAUUCGUCGGAUGACGAACCGGAGGAGAAACCGGUUGUGAAGCAAGCUCCGGUGUCUGCCAAGGCAGAUAAGAAGCGAAAAGCUCACGCAGAGGAAGAGGAACAAGAGGCGAAGCAGCCCCCGGCAAAGAAGGCCAACUAUAACAAUUUCGUUAAAGCUGGCGAAGAUAAUAAGAAGAAUGGUAAAGGCGACCGAAAAUCCUUUGGCGGCUUCAACAACAAGCAGGACAACGACAAAAAAGGAGCUGCCUGGGAAUGUGAGAAGUGCAACACUUUCAAUGAUGCCGAAGUGCGGUCUUGUACGCAAUGCAAAGCGUUCAAUAAAAACGCAGAUGAUUCCAACGAUUGGGAAUGCUCGUGUGGUUUCAAGAACUUCCCUGGCCGACGAUUUUGCUUCAAGUGCAAAACACCCAAUGCGAACGGUGGAGGAGGAGGAGGAGGGGGUGGACGCAAAAGCUUUGGUGGCGAAAAUAGUGGAAAUAAGCAGUACCCCCCGAAUUGGGAAUGUCCAAGCUGCAGUGGUUCGAAUUUUGCAAGUCGUUCAACAUGUUUCAAGUGUUCUGCUGCUAAUCCUAAUCCAAGUCCCGCUGGAGGUGGAAAAUUCGGACGCAAAAGUUUUGGUGGCGAAGGUGGUGGAAAUAAGCAGUUUGCGGAAGACUGGGAUUGCCCAAGCUGUGGCGUUUCAAACUUUAGCAGACGCGGAACGUGUUUCAAGUGCUCUACUGCUAACCCAAAUGGCUCGUUUGGGGAUAAUUGGGAAUGUACAGAAUGCUCAUUUUCCAAUUUCGCUAGCAGAUCUUCGUGCUUCAAAUGCCAAAAGCCAAAUCCAAAUGGCGGAGGUGAAAAGGGUGGGUUCCGCAAAAGUUUCGGAGGAGCAGGAGGUGGCGGCCGUGGUGGUAGAGGAGGAGGUGGACGCGGCGGACAGAGAGGCGGUGGACAGAGAGGCGGUCGUGGCGGAUUCGGCAAUAGAAGUUUCUCGGAUAACGACAACGCCAAUGCGAAUAAAAAAAUCACAUUCGACGAGUAGAGGUCUAUAAUUGAGUGUACAACAUAGUCGUAUUUUUUAUUCGUUAAAAUCUUCCUAUUGGUUCUAUUCAACAUAACCAACAGUGCAGGUCGUUUUGUCUGGAAUUGUAGAAUUCCUUUCUUGAUUCAAGAGUCGCAUAUUUUAGUUAUUCCGCAGUGAUUGUAUGUGUAUUAUACACUCAGAUGCAAGUUUAAUAGUUAAGAAUAAUGAACAAGAAAUAUAAAACAGCAACAGA
Messenger RNA from Topomyia yanbarensis, 2924 nucleotides. Its product is annotated as nucleolar protein dao-5. Gene Ontology annotation, cellular component: nucleolus; nucleoplasm. The record is from RefSeq and is a predicted model, not a curated record. Bases 242 to 2689 code for a protein of 815 amino acids. Lineage: Eukaryota; Metazoa; Arthropoda; Insecta; Diptera; Culicidae. The transcript has 4 exons.